UGCAAUUGGCCUAAAGGCGGGGUGGGCGGAACGAAAGAUGCGUGCCUCCUUGUUCCGGAUUCAAGAUGGCUGCGUCCAUAGUGCGGCGCUUGUGGCCUUUGCUGGCUCGUCCCGGCCUGCGGUCCCGGGGAGGGUGCGUCUGCAACCAGAGCGCAAGGAGAAGUUUUGCUACAGAGAGACCUGACCGGAACCUCCUGUAUGAGCACGCACGCGAGGGCUAUAGCGCGCUCCCGCAGCUGGACAUGGAAUCACUGUGCGCAUGCCCAGAGGAAGCUGCGCGCUCCCUGGAGCUCCGCAAGGGGGAGCUGCGACCAUCUGACCUGCCUACGAUUGUAGCCCAGGACAGCAGUCAGGUACAGCAGGACCCCCAGUAUCAGGGUCUGCGGGCCCGUGGCCGGGAGAUCCGGAAGCAGCUCACGCUCUUGUACCCCACGGAAGUCCAGCUUGAGGAGCGAUUCUACCUGCAGGCGCUGCGGCUGCCCAACCGGACCCACCCAGACGUGCCCGUCGGAGACGAGAGCCAGGCCCGGGUGCUCCACGUGGUCGGAGACAAGCCAGCUUUCUCCUUCCAACCCCGGGGCCACCUGGACAUCGGCGAGAAGCUCGACAUCAUCCGGCAAAAGCGCCUGUCCCACGUGUCUGGCCACCGCUCCUAUUACCUGCGAGGGGCUGGGGCCCUCCUACAGCAUGGCCUGGUCAACUUCACACUCAACAAGCUCGUCCGCCGGGGCUUCACCCCCAUGACGGUGCCAGACCUUCUCCGAGGUGCUGUGUUUGAAGGCUGUGGGAUGACACCAAAUGCCAAUCCGUCCCAAAUUUACAACAUCGACCCCUCCCGCUUCAAGGACCUCAACCUGGCCGGGACAGCGGAGGUCGGGCUUGCAGGCUACUUCAUGGACCACACCGUGGCCUUCAAGGAUCUGCCUGUGAGGAUGGUUUGUGCCAGCACCUGCUACCGGGCAGAGACAGACACAGGGAAGGAGCCUCGGGGGCUGUAUCGAGUCCACCACUUCACCAAGGUGGAGAUGUUUGGGGUGACAGGCCCCGGGUUGGAGCAGAGCUCACAGCUACUGGAGGAGUUCCUGUCUCUUCAGAUGGAGAUCCUAACAGAGCUGGGCUUGCACUUCCGGGUCCUGGACAUGCCCACUCAGGAACUGGGCCUUCCUGCCUACCGCAAGUUUGACAUUGAGGCCUGGAUGCCAGGCCGCGGACGCUUUGGAGAAGUCACCAGUGCUUCCAACUGCACGGACUUCCAGAGCCGCCGCCUGCACAUCAUGUUCCAGACCGAGGCCGGGGAGCUGCAGUUCGCCCACACGGUGAACGCCACAGCCUGCGCUGUCCCCCGCCUCCUCAUCGCCCUCCUGGAGAGCAAUCAGCAGCAGGACGGCUCGGUCCUUGUACCCCCUGCCCUGCAGCCCUACCUCGGCACCGAUCGGAUCACAGCCCCCACCCACGUGCCUCUCCAGUAUAUCGGCCCCAACCAGCCCCAGAAGCCCCGGCUUCCUGGGCAGCCUGCUGCCAGCUGAGAACCCACCCACGAUGGGGUUGCUCUGCUCCCUGGGGCCCAGGGGACCCUGGCCAACUGGAUGCGUCCUAACAUCUGCGUUCCUCACACAGCUCCACCCCUGGGGCCCAGACUCCAGGGCCCACUUUUCAGAAUCUGCCAAUGGCUCUGUUGUCACUGGGCACCCCACCACCGUAGGAAGCUGGACAUCUAGGGACUUCAAAGAUCUAGGAUGAGAGGAGGGGAGGAGGCCUCCAUGCCCCCUUCCUUUUUCCUUCCUCAAAAGUCCCUAGUAGGGAACCAGCAGUUAGCGUAAUGGCUAUGUCGCUG
Molecule: messenger RNA, 1834 nt
Organism: Tupaia belangeri chinensis (Chinese tree shrew)
Lineage: Eukaryota; Metazoa; Chordata; Mammalia; Scandentia; Tupaiidae
Gene: SARS2
Product: seryl-tRNA synthetase 2, mitochondrial
Biological process (GO): seryl-tRNA aminoacylation
Molecular function (GO): serine-tRNA ligase activity; ATP binding
Source: RefSeq, a predicted model, not a curated record